AUGCGAGAAGAGAUGGACACCGCUCGUGAUGAUAGACCCUUGAAACGUAAUCGUAGCACACGAGACGACUUGGAACAGAUUCAUAAUUACCAUGGCUUAAAUACGACAACAAAUUUCGAAGGCAUCGCAGGCGCACAUUUCGAGAGAUUAUAUUCGGUAAAUGUGAUCGCGAAGAUUUGGGGUGUCGCCCAGAGAGCAUUUUCGAGACCAACCCCGCCGAUAUUGUUCCCGGAAUACACCAAACCUGGGGAUAUAGGAUAUGUUUAUCGCGAGUUGGACUUUUGGACUUCUGGGUUCUUCCCAGGGUGUCUUUACCUACUCCUCGAGCGACAACGCAAGUAUGCGCACAAUCUUCGGCGUAUAGGUCUUUCACCUACGGAUCAUGUGCCACACGAACUUCAAUUGCAAACUACGCACGAUCUCGGUUUUAUGAUUGCGCCUUGGGCUCGAGCGGCCUGGGAACUUGAGAAUGAUGUAAGAGGGUACGAUACUGUGAUUACAGCAGCGAAAAGCUUGGCGAGUCGAUAUAGUCCGGUAGUAGGAUGUAUUAGAUCUUGGGAUACAUGUGUCACUAAGAGAUACUCGUUUCAGGACCUGGAUAAGAAUUUCUUGGUUAUUGUGGAUAAUAUGAUGAAUUUGGAUAUGCUCUUCUGGGCUGCGGCGGAAUUGAAAGACGACAAGAUGUACGCAGUGGCGCUAAACCAUGCCAAAUUAAGCCAGCGCUACCAUGUUCGAGCCGACUUUUCGACUGCUCAUGUGGUCAAUUUUGAUCCGGCUACUGGUGCGAUGAAAUCGAUCAUCACGAACCAGGGUUAUUCGGACGAGUCUUGUUGGUCUCGUGGACAGGCUUGGGCGAUCGCAGGAUUCACGCAAACCUAUCGGUGGACACGAGACGGCUCUUUUCUCGAAACCGCCAAGAAUUGCGCGGAUUAUUUCAUCAAACGUUUGCCUCCAAGCGGUAUCCCGCCAUGGGAUUUCCAAGCACCCAAGAAUGAACCGCAGCCUACCGACACAAGUGCAGCUAUGAUCGCCAGCUACGGGAUGUUGUUAAUCCAUGAAGCGGAGAUUGCGGCUGGGCGACCGAGCACAUACUUGCAACAUGCUCUCCGAAUUAUAGGAGCCGUAUGUACUUCGCAUGUGAACAGCCCAGCUGAAUAUGUUUCGCAUGAUGAUUUUAUUGAGACGCCUGAUGGGAGGGGGCUGGGCAACCAGAAGGAGACAAUUGAUAUGGGCAGUGGCGCCGAAACAAUACUGAAUGGUGCUACGAUCAACAACUAUGAAUUUGCCCCGCGCAGAUGGGCGAACCACGGGCUAGUAUAUGCGGAUUACUUUUUUCUGCUCGUGGGAAAUAAGCUACUUGAGAUGGGCAUUGGCGAGGGCCUUGUUAGAGGUUAG
This is a messenger RNA of Hypoxylon trugodes, 1395 nucleotides long. RefSeq names its product glycoside hydrolase family 88 protein. Gene Ontology annotation, molecular function: chondroitin hydrolase activity. Gene Ontology annotation, biological process: polysaccharide catabolic process. The record is from RefSeq and is a predicted model, not a curated record. Bases 1 to 1395 code for a protein of 464 amino acids. NCBI's taxonomy places the organism in Eukaryota, Fungi, Ascomycota, Sordariomycetes, Xylariales, Hypoxylaceae. The transcript is spliced from 5 exons.